Molecule: messenger RNA, 447 nt
Organism: Parnassius apollo (apollo)
Lineage: Eukaryota; Metazoa; Arthropoda; Insecta; Lepidoptera; Papilionidae
Source: the annotation of a GenBank genome assembly
AUGUCAUCUCAGUCAUCGCUUUCAGAUUCUGAAGAAGAAGAAUUGUUAUUGUUGGUGUCAGUACUAAAGAGAAAGCGUAGAAUCUGGGUGCAUGAAAUAAAUCAGAAACGACGGAAACUUGGAGAAAAUAAACUGUGCUUAGAACUUCAAUCACAUGAAGAUCGUUUCUGUACCUAUUUCAGAAUGAAGCCUAUUAAAAAGAAAAAUACAAACUACAGAGAGGCUAUUCCAACAAAAGAAAGACUGGCACUUUGUUUAAGUGACAACGACCAGUUUGCAGUGUUAACAGAUACAACAACACUUCCUCUAUCGAAGAUCAUAAAAGAUCGGGGCGGCCACGUGCUGUUAGAACUACGAAGGCUGUUAAUGCUGUUAGAGCCAGAAUUCGUCGAAAUCCUAUUAGGAAGCAAAAAAUGUUAUCGCGAGAAAUGGAGAUUCCCGUUAUGA